Morus notabilis is the source of this 1268-nucleotide messenger RNA. Its product is annotated as phosphatidylinositol N-acetylglucosaminyltransferase subunit C. Gene Ontology annotation, cellular component: membrane; glycosylphosphatidylinositol-N-acetylglucosaminyltransferase (GPI-GnT) complex. The record is from RefSeq and is a predicted model, not a curated record. Gene Ontology annotation, biological process: GPI anchor biosynthetic process. Lineage: Eukaryota; Viridiplantae; Streptophyta; Magnoliopsida; Rosales; Moraceae. The coding region runs from base 287 to 1198 and encodes 303 amino acids. The transcript is spliced from 2 exons.
UCCUUGAUCCUUACUCUCUUCCGGGCUCUAAUCUCUCUCUCUCUCUCAACAUUUCUUGAACCAAAAAAGUCCGAUCUUCGUCACGAAUUGCUGGAAUUCGACAUUUGUACCCUCCUGGUUCAUGAUUAUGGGGAUCAACAGCAACUUUUUUCUGUCGUAGAAAUUAUUUCUUCUGAUUGGAUCGCCUUCACGUAGAUUUAAAAGUCUGCAUGAGGGUCGUGUGUAAUUAAAUAUAUCUUGCGACUGCUGAUAAUUUUGAACUCGAGCUAGCUAUAUCUGCACCAUCAUGGAUACCGAAAUCAGUGAGAAAACAUCUGGAACUCGACCCAAAUGGCGAAAGGUCGCAUAUGGAGGGAUGCAACUUGGGUUUGAUGACAACCACACCGACGAAUCUUUUCUCGAGGAUAUGGUCAUGAAUGCCAAUGUUGUUAAGAGGAACAUGCUAAAAGUGAUGCAGGAUUCAGUUUCCAUUUCUCAGUAUCUGUGUAUUGUUGCGCUUGUGGGCUUGGUUUGGACCUAUACUCUGAGAUCAGUUCUAGAUGAGAAUUCUCUUUUGCUUCUUGACGUCGGUCUUCUUGGAUUGGGCUUCGCGGUUCUUUCAUUAACUGGAGAGAUGAUCUCCCUCAAGCUCCUCUUACAUUAUCUCCUCAACAUUUCCUUUUUCACUACCGGGUUGUAUAUUCUAGCUCCCGUCUAUCACACUCUCACAAGAUCUAUCAGCUCAGACUCCAUUUGGGUGGUGACCGUUUUGCUUCUUCUUCUCCAUCUCUUUCUCCACGAUUACUCGGGAUCCACCGUACGAGCUCCGGGGGCUCUUCAGAAUCCUACCUUAACCAGCUGCAUCUCUUUGAAUGCUUCAAUUGUUGCUUCUGUUUUCAUCGCUUCGCGUCUUCCGUCAAGGCUCCACGUGUUUGCCAUCAUGUUAUUCUCCCUGCAAGUCUUCCUCUUUGCUCCAUUGGUGACUUACUGUAUUAAGAAGUACUCAUCAUGCUUGCACCUAUGUCUUUCUUUUUGCCUUAUGACCGUGACAUUGGGGUUCGUGUAUUCCCUGCAUCGGCUGCUCUUUGUGACGUUGUUAGGGUUGCUGGUUUUUGUAAAUGUGGUCUGCCCGUAUUGGCUUAUAAGAAUUCAGGAAUAUAAAUUUGAGAUCAAUGGUCCAUGGGAUGAGGCUAAGCUUUGUUUCGAUAUAACAGAUUGAAAGUUUUAGAUCCUAGAAAUGUUUCUAUAGGGAUUUGAAAAUUACUGAACAAGAUUCAUUGUUUCGUUUU